AUGGUGGAAGGAGGAAGAUCAACAUACGUUCCACCACAUAUGAGAGGUGGUGGUAAUAGUGAAGACCGUCAUGGAGGAGGAAGUAGUGAAGACCGUCGCGGAGGAGGAAGUAGUGAAGAUCGUCGUGGAGGAGGAGGUUUUGAGGAACGACGGGGCGGCGGGUUUGAUCGACGCGGUGGCUCACGUGAACGUGGAUAUAUAGCUCGUAGUGGCUCGAAGGAGCGUGGUGAUGGUCCACCACGUGCCACGAAUUCUCGCUGGUCAGGAUUCGAGUCAGAUCGUCGAGAUGAUCGUCGUGGAGGCUACGGAGAUGAUCGUCGUGGUGGCUACAGUGGUGGCGGUGGAGGCUAUAGUCGUGGCGGUGGAGGCUAUAGUCGUGGCGGUGGUGUUCGAGUAAAUGAUAUGGGUUAUCAUGGUGACGUACGCCCUAAUGAACGUCUCGAGCACGAAUUGUUUGGUGAUGCAAAGUCAUCUGGUAUUAAUUUUGACAAGUACGACGAUAUCCCAGUCGAAACAAGCGGUGAGAAUGUUCCUGAUCCAGUCACCGAGUUUUCGGCUGAGCAGCUGGGAGCUGAAGUCAUUCGCAACUUGGAACUUUGCAAGUAUUCAAAGCCUACUCCUGUGCAGAAGUAUUCGAUUCCAAUUGGUCUUGCUGGCCGUGAUAUGAUGGCGUGUGCUCAGACCGGUUCCGGUAAGACAGGCGGUUUUCUGUUUCCCACACUUGCGGCGAUGCUACGUGUUGGAGGCACGCCCCCGCCAGAUGUUGGCCACGGACGUUCGCGCAAGAUUUUUCCGGCUGCAUUGAUUCUCUCGCCCACGCGUGAGCUAGCGUCACAGAUCCACGAUGAGGCUAAAAAGUUUUGCUAUUGCACUGGUAUCGCCCCCGUUGUGAUUUAUGGUGGUGCUGAGGUAGGUCGUCAAUUACGGGAGCUAGAGCGUGGUUGCGACUUGUUAGUUGCUACUCCUGGUCGUCUUGUCGAUUUGAUGGAGCGUGGUCGCAUCUCGCUGUCGUGUAUUCGAUUUUUGAUUUUGGAUGAGGCUGAUCGCAUGCUGGAUAUGGGUUUCGAGCCUCAGAUUCGCCGCAUUGUCGAGCAGGAGGACAUGCCCCGUGAACGCCAGACGUUUAUGUUUAGUGCUACAUUCCCGCGUGAAAUUCAACGCCUUGCGUCAGACUUUCUGCGCGAUUAUAUUUUCUUGACGGUCGGUCGCGUGGGUUCCGCGUCAAAGGAUGUAAAGCAGACGGUGGAGUACAUUGAGCAGUACGACAAGGAGGACUAUCUUGUUCGUUUUUUGAAUCAGGUGCAGGACGGCCUUAUUUUGGUUUUCGUGGAAACAAAGCGUGGUGCUGACUUUUUGGAAGACAUGCUUUGCCGCGAAGGGUUUCCAGCCACGUCAAUCCACGGUGAUCGUUCACAGCGUGAACGUGAGCAAGCUUUGGCAAGUUUCAAAUCAGGACGCACUCCUGUUUUGGUAGCUACAGAUGUAGCUGCGCGUGGUCUUGACAUCGAUGGUGUGACGCAAGUGAUUAACUUCGAUUUGCCCAACAACAUCGAUGACUACGUCCAUCGAAUCGGUCGUACAGGUCGUGUGGGUAACAUUGGAUAUGCACUCUCAAUGAUGAACGAGAAGAACCGUAAUAUUGCUCGGGAGAUGUACGAAUUGAUGUCUGAAAACGAGCAGGAAAUUCCGGCAUUUCUGGAUCAGAUGGCAAACAGUGGCUUCCGUGUUGGCGGCGGUCGUGGUCGUGGCGGUCGUGGCCGCGGUAGUUCCCGAUUUGGUGCUAAAGAUUAUCGUAACGAAGAGCGUGGUGGAGGUGGCGGCAGCCGUGGUGGCUAUAGCGGUGGUGGUGGCGGCGGUUACGGAGGUGGUGGUGGCUACGGCGGAGGUGGCUAUGGCGGCGGCAGCCGAAAUGAUGGCGCUCGUGGUGGUGGUUUUAGCGAUGACAACAGUGCAUGGUAA
This is a messenger RNA of Peronospora belbahrii, 1959 nucleotides long. The record is from the annotation of a GenBank genome assembly. Lineage: Eukaryota; Oomycota; Peronosporomycetes; Peronosporales; Peronosporaceae.